Molecule: messenger RNA, 2284 nt
Organism: Alosa sapidissima (American shad)
Lineage: Eukaryota; Metazoa; Chordata; Actinopteri; Clupeiformes; Clupeidae
Gene: smtnl1
Product: smoothelin-like 1
Exons: 6
Coding region: 416-1990 (524 amino acids)
Biological process (GO): actin cytoskeleton organization
Cellular component (GO): filamentous actin; microtubule organizing center
Molecular function (GO): protein binding
Source: RefSeq, a predicted model, not a curated record
UUGGAUAGAGAGAGGGGGUGAAACAGAGGUGCUAAGACAAACGGCCUCCAGUCACACAGUUGGGAGAAAGCGAUCAGUGUGUAUGCACACAUAGAACGCAGGAUUAGGGUUGACACUGGUUCUCACACACACACACAAACACAUACACGCUCAGGCAAACACACAGACGCAAAGAAACGGGCUCUGCACCUUUACAGAUUUACAAAGUCUGUGUUCUUCAAAAGGUCAGAGGAAAGACAGAGAGACAGAAAGAGAGAGAGAGAGAGAGCAAUUGACUGGGAUAAAGAGGACUACAGAGUGUGGACUACAAGGCUGAAAGAGAGAAGCAAGACAGAAGAAAAACCAAGUGUGAGGCAGGAGGAAGGAGACAGUAUCUCUUUUAACUUCUUGACUUGACUUCUUUGGAUUAUUAUCAAUGGAUGGUUCAGUUUGUGUGGAGCAGUCAAGAGACAAGGAGGACUCUGAGAGCGUCUCACCUGGGAACCUUCCGGAGGUGAACAAUAAUAUGGACUCAAGGGCAGAGGACACGGUGAAGGACACCAUCAUAGACAACCUCACUGAUGAGAAUGGGAACACAGACCAGGGGAAAGCAACCAAUGAGGAGAAUGGAGAGGAGGAGCCUCAUGAAACAGUGGCCAAUGAUGAAGAGGGAACCAAGAAUGGGGGAGGAGCCCCUGAAAAUAACAACAUAGAACAGAGCACAGAGGUAGAGGAAGUAAAGGACAAGACUGAGGACAAGACUGAGGAGAAGACUGAGGACAAGACUGAGGACAAGACUGAGGAGAAGACUGAGGACAAGACUGAGGACAAGACUGAGGACAAGACUGAGGACAAGACUGAGGACAAGACUGAGGAGAAGACUGAGGACAAGACUGAGGACAAGACUGAGGAGAAGAAAGAUGGGGGGGAGAAGAAAGAUGGGGGGAAGGAGAAAGAGACUGAAAUAGAGAGUGGUGGAGAUGUAAAGGCAGACACAGAUGUAGCAAAGGAGGGAGAGGGAGAAGACAAAACAGAGAGCCCAAACAGUAAAUCAGAUGAAAGGGAGGCCAGGGUUGACAAGGUGAAGAAUGGAGCAAAUGUGAGUGAAAAAGAGGAAAGCCUUCCUAAGGGGAAAGAAACAGACAAAAAGAAGAAGGAUGCCAAAUCUAAAAAAGAGGCAAAGCCUUCAGAAAAGCAGAAGGGAAAAGAUGACAAGAAACCAGCAGGGAAGUCAAAGAAUGAACCAAAGCAGGCGAAGGAGAAGGAGGCAGUGGGGAAAGAGAAGGAGGCAGUGGGGAAAGAGAAAGGGAGAGGUAAUGAAACGGAGAGAAAGAGACCCACAGUCCCAGUGUCCAUGCCACGUCCUAGACCAUCAGCACGCCCAUCCACACGCAGAGAUGCCAUGGCCAAGUUUGAACAAGGCCAACCUCCUGCUCAGCGAAACUUCAAGGUACAGCGUGUGUCAGUAGGUGUGGCCAAUGGAGGAUCGAUCAAACAGAAAAUCCUCCAAUGGUGUCGCAGCAAAACUCAACACUAUGAGAGUGUGACAAUUGAGAACUUCUCCUCGUCUUGGUGUAAUGGUCUGGCGUUCUGUGCCCUCAUCCAUCGCUUCUUCCCUGACGCGUUUGACUUUUCCUCGCUAAACGCCAACGAGAGAGAGAAGAACUUCACACUGGCCUUCAGCACAGCAGAGUCACUUGCAGACUGCUGCCCCCUGUUGGAUGUAUCUGAUAUGAUGCUGAUGGGGAAUAACCCUGACCCCAUGUGUGUUUUCACCUACGUGCAAUCCCUAUGUCACCACCUCUCCAAAAUAGAGAAGAAGAGGAAAGAGGAGGAGGAGGAGGAGAAAAAGAAGGCAGACGCUGAGGAGUCAGCAGAAGACGUGAAGAACAAGGGGGAAGCUGAGGACCAGAUGGCCGCCGGUGGGGAGGAGGAGGAGGAGGAAGCACAAGAGAAAGCUGAUGGACUGAAAGAAAAUGAUGGCAAAGUGGAGUUAGAAAGUGAGGCUUAAGAGUUCUAAGAGUUAGGGGAAUGAUAACAAAAAAUGAGAGGCUACAAAGAAAGGAAAAGUGAGAAAGAGAGAGUGAGAGAAGAUUAAGAUUGGUAGUUAAUGGAGACAUUGAUAGUCUUAACGUUGCUCCUGCACUGUGCUGUUUGGUUUCACAGUUUACUAUGAACUAAUCACUUAAAGUGGCUGUUGCUUAUAUGUUUGUAAAGUUACCUUUUUACUUAUCUUAUCAUUUAUUUAUAUAAGUGUGUUUGGAAUUGUGAAAACAAAAUGUGUAAUAAAUGAAACAUUUAUUAA